Molecule: messenger RNA, 1254 nt
Organism: Coprinopsis cinerea okayama7#130
Lineage: Eukaryota; Fungi; Basidiomycota; Agaricomycetes; Agaricales; Psathyrellaceae
Exons: 4
Coding region: 1-1254 (417 amino acids)
Biological process (GO): chromatin remodeling; regulation of DNA-templated transcription
Cellular component (GO): nucleus
Molecular function (GO): ATP-dependent H2AZ histone chaperone activity
Source: RefSeq, a predicted model, not a curated record
AUGGACGAACACGACGAACCUCUCCAACUCCUCGGGACGGGUCGUUCACGGCGGAGCACAGCAGGGAACAGGUUCCAAGCAGUAAUGGCAGAAGCAAAAGCAGAACAACCAAAAGAACCAGAGGCAGCUGAAGAAGAUAAAGAAUUUCAACUACCCAAACCGGUCCAGGAAGAGGAUUACAUAGACGAACAAAACGAAAACGUUGACUCUGACUUUGAACGCACCUUUUCUGGCGAGGAAGAAGAAGAUGAGGACAUCGAAGGAGACGAAAAUGACCAAUCUACGCGUCCAAGUGCAGCUGAAAAAGCGAUACAGGAUGAAGAUAAACGUCUCCGUCAGAACGCCAAAUCCCGGCUCGAGAAGGCGACGGCCAUAGCACACGCCCGGAAUCGAGUGACCUUCAACCCAGAGCUCUACGCCUCCGAAAUCACUGGCUCGUCGAGCUCAAAAUUGAAAGCCAAAGCGAAGGAGAACGAGGAAAGAGAUGCGAGUGUAUCUCUCGCGGACGAGUUCGGUGGACUCUAUAAACGCCAAAGCACUCGAACGACCACAAUCCUCAAAUCAUCUGCUACAUACGAGCGUCUGAAGCAAAAAGAAAGUAAAAAGGUACCCAGGCGCAAACGCAGCUCCACAUCUACACCCCUCCCAACCCAGUCCGAGCUCAUCGCCAAGGCUUUAGAUAACGAAGAAGGAAACAUAAUCGAGCACCGUGAUUACCUCCGGAACGAGGAACGCAAGCGAAGGAAAGCCAGAAAGGUGGAGAGGGUGCGCGUGACUGGGCCCGCACUGAGGUGGGUUAGUCGGAUCGAGGAAAUCGAGAAGAAUGAGGAGAACGACCAAGAGAAGAGCGGGGGAAAAGACGAAUCAGCUUCCCUGGCGGCCGACGGGAAACCUGAGCAACCUCUGGCUCCUACAUCGAAAGAGACGCAGAGAAUACGAACAAAUUACUUGGUUCAUCGCGAACGACGACCCGAUUGGUUGGAUACAAUGGAAGCUGUGUUCGGGGACCACGUUGAUUGGGACAAAGUCAAAGUCUACGUAGGGAAAGGACGACCUACAUCUCGCCCAAUCCAAAUGUGUCCAAUGACCGGAGACGUGGCUAAAUACCGCGAUCCAGUGUCGGGAGUUCCCUACGCAAACGCAGAGGCAUAUAAAGUCCUUCCCAAGGUGCUGGAUCACCAGUUUGGUUGGAGACCUGAAGUGGGGAUCUAUACUGGAGACGAUGGGGACUCCGACUUGGAUACCUAUCUCUAG